Molecule: messenger RNA, 1931 nt
Organism: Cimex lectularius (bed bug)
Lineage: Eukaryota; Metazoa; Arthropoda; Insecta; Hemiptera; Cimicidae
Product: hyaluronidase-like
Exons: 6
Coding region: 304-1299 (331 amino acids)
Biological process (GO): carbohydrate metabolic process; hyaluronan catabolic process; defense response
Molecular function (GO): hyalurononglucosaminidase activity
Source: RefSeq, a predicted model, not a curated record
UGUAUGCUGGAAAGUUUACAAAUCAAAAUCAUAAGUGAGUGUCAAAUAUGCUUUAGCGACGGCUCCAUCCAAUGGGUGCAGAGUCAAGGCGUAUUUAGCCAUCUACAUGAUUUAACCUGUGGCUCCGUUGUUUACCAUCAUAUUAGUAUACCUAGCCUAGCCGAUUCAACCCAUCAAAAACGUUACUUUUUCUUAGCGUCUAUUCAUUGUAGGCAUAAAAUAGCGAGAAACCUUCUUUAUGGAACAGAACAGCGCGAAUAGGCAGGUCAAAAUGAUCGUUUGAUACCAAACCACACAUCAAAAAUGACAAUGAGAAUCGCAGCUGGUAAAAACACAAAGUUGGGAGGACGUUAUAAUGUUUAUUGGAAUGUUCCUACAGAAUCAUGUCACAAACGUGGCUUCAAUUUUUCACACUUAAAUGAAAUUGGAAUUGUGCAGAACACAGGCGAUUUGUUUAAAGGAGAUAAAAUAGUGAUUUUGUAUGAUCCUGGCUUAUUUCCAGCAAUUAUCAACGGCAAUGAUAGAAACGGUGGAAUUCCGCAAAACGGCGAUAUCGAACUCCAUCUCAAAAAGUUAAAAAGCGAUUUAGAUAAGUUUGUACCAGAUAAAAAAUUCAAUGGUAUUGGAAUUAUUGACUUUGAACACUGGAGACCAAUCUGGAAGGAAAAUUGGUCAUCUCUCGACAUCUACAGAAGAAGAUCAAUAGAAAAUGAAAGAAAGAAACAUCCCUUUUUGACCAAUGGAGAAAUUGAAAAAAAGGCUCGUGCUAGUUUUGAAAAAUUUGCAAAUUCAUUUAUAACAAAGAGUUUGAACUUGGUCAUAAAUGAACGGCCAAGGGGAAAGUGGGGCUAUUAUGCCUUUCCGUACUGUUUCAAUUUUACACCAAAAAACCCUCAGAUGAAGUGCAAUCGUGAAGUACAGAAAGAUAACGACAGGUCACAAUGGAUGUAUCGAAUAAGCCAGGUUUUGUACCCUUCUUUAUACUUGCAACAAAAUAAGCUAAGUGUAGAUAAGAGAGCAAAACUCAUCCAAGGGCGAACUGAGGAAGCAAUAAGAAUAUCAUUAAAAGGGAAAAAUGUUAUAGUCCUACCAUAUAUCAGUUUCAAAUACCAAGAUACUUUUAACUUCUUAGAAAAGGCUGACAUGAGCAACAGUAUUCUUAUACCAAAAAAAGUUGGAUCAUCAGGAGUAGUCAUUUGGGGCUCGACGAAAGAUGUCAAUACAAAUAAGAAAUGUGAAAAAUUAGAUCAAUAUACAAAAGAAGUAAUUUAUGCAGUCAUGAAGAAAAUUAAUGAUUGAAGUCAAUAGAAAUAAAGGUGUUAAAGAAAUUUAUUGUAACUAUACAAUGUAACUACAAUAUAUCAUUAAGAACAAAAUGUGCUUUUUAUUAAUUUACCAAUAAAAUGAAACUUAUUAUAUCACGCAACCAAAAAUCUAUAUGCUAAGAUAUACAUAUAUAAAAGAAAAAAAAUGGUAAUCAAAUUUCUAAGAUAUUAAACUUAUAGAACAAAAGCAUAUAAUAUAUAAAUACAGAAGUAACAGAAUCAUUAUAAACUUUAUUUUUAUACUUCUUACAUACCCAAUUUCAAAAGUAAUUUAUUCUGGUGAUAUAAAUUGAAUUCAUAUAAUACAAUAUGUUCACCUAACUUUUAUAUUAUCAUAUACUUUGUGAAAUCUUUAGUUUAGCAUGUACAUUUAUUUAUUUAUUUUUUUUUUUAGAAUUACUAGAUGUUAAUUUUCAAUUAUCACCGAAACAAAUGUAAAUGUACAUUAUUGAUUUUAAGUUCACCAUUAUUCGCAAAUAUUUUUUGAGUAGUUAAUUUGUUUUUAAAUAGAUGCUAAGAUAUAUAGAUGCUAAGCAAUUGAGAGAAAGAAAAACAACAAAAUGAGCAUCUUUUUUCCCUCGUUUUAUCAAUAAACUCAAUCAUUCU